AUGUCCUACAAAGUUGCUGACAUCUCACUCGCCGCCUUCGGUCGCAAGGAAUUGAACAUUGCCGAGCUCGAAAUGCCCGGUCUUAUGUACUUGCGUGAGAAGUAUGGUCCUUCCCAGCCUCUCAAGGGUGCCCGCAUUGCCGGUUGCUUGCACAUGACCAUCCAAACCGCUGUCCUCAUCGAGACCCUUACUGCUCUCGGUGCUGAUGUUACCUGGUCUUCCUGCAACAUCUUCUCCACCCAGGAUCACGCCGCUGCUGCCAUCGCUGCCACUGGUGUCCCUGUCUACGCCUGGAAGGGUGAGACUGAUGAGGAAUUCGUCUGGUGUAUCGAGCAAACUUUGUACUUCCCUGAUGGACAACCCCUUAACAUGAUUCUCGAUGAUGGUGGUGAUCUUACCAACAUUGUCCACGAGAAGUACCCCCAAUUGCUCGCUGGUAUCAAGGGUCUCUCCGAGGAGACCACCACUGGUGUCCACAACCUUUACAAGAUGAUGAAGAACGGUACCUUGAAGCUUCCUUCCAUCAACGUCAACGACUCCGUCACCAAGUCCAAGUUCGAUAACUUGUACGGUUGCCGUGAAUCCCUUCUCGAUGGUAUCAAGCGUGCCACCGAUGUUAUGAUUGCUGGUAAGGUCUCCGUUGUUGCCGGUUACGGUGAUGUCGGUAAGGGUUGCGCUGCUGCUCUCCGAUCCUUCGGUUCCCGUGUCAUCGUCACCGAAAUCGAUCCCAUCAACGCUCUUCAAGCUGCUAUGGAAGGUUUCGAAGUCACCACCAUGGAGGAUGCUGUCAAGGAGGCUAACAUUUUCGUUACCACCACUGGCUGCCGUGAUAUCAUCGUUGGUCAACACUUCGAGGCCAUGAAGGAUGAUGCUAUUGUCUGCAACAUUGGUCACUUCGAUAUUGAAAUCGAUGUCGCUUGGCUCAAGGCCAACGCCGCUUCCGUUGAGAACAUCAAGCCCCAAGUUGAUCGUUUCACCAUGAAGAACGGUAACCACAUCAUUCUCCUUGCUGAGGGUCGUCUUGUCAACCUUGGAUGCGCUACUGGCCAUCCUUCUUUCGUCAUGUCCAACUCCUUCUCCAACCAAGUUCUUGCUCAGCUCGCUUUGUGGACCAACCCCGAGGCCUGGACCGUCGGUGUCCACGUCUUGCCCAAGAAGCUCGAUGAGGAAGUCGCUGCUGCCCAUCUUGGCAAGCUCGGUGUUAAGCUCUCCAAGCUUUCCGAUGUCCAAUCUGACUACCUCAGCAUUCCCCAAGAAGGUCCCUUCAAGCCCGACCACUACCGUUACUAA
This is a messenger RNA of Umbelopsis ramanniana AG, 1290 nucleotides long. RefSeq lists its product as uncharacterized. The transcript has 3 exons. The record is from RefSeq and is a predicted model, not a curated record. Gene Ontology annotation, biological process: L-methionine cycle. The coding region runs from base 1 to 1290 and encodes 429 amino acids. Gene Ontology annotation, cellular component: cytosol. Gene Ontology annotation, molecular function: adenosylhomocysteinase activity. NCBI's taxonomy places the organism in Eukaryota, Fungi, Mucoromycota, Umbelopsidomycetes, Umbelopsidales, Umbelopsidaceae.